ACAACAACAAUAAUAAUAAUAAUAAUAAUAAUAAUAAUAAUAAUAAUAAUAAUAAUAAUAAUAAUAAUAAUAAUAAUAACAACAUUCCAGAGAAAGGAAUACUGAAGAUAAUACGCCUCUUCAAUUCUUUGAUGAAAUAGAGAUCCAUCCGUUGAUUAUUCCGAUCGAAAAUGAUAUUUGUCCUGACAUGUUCCCAACAAUUUAUCAGUGUCUGAAGAAGCUCGGGACACCGAGAAACUACGAUUUAACACCAACAGAAGUGAUGGAAGCACAAAAACGUGCGGACGCUAAAAGAAGUGCUGAGGAGGCGGCUUCAAAAAUACGAGAGGAACGAGAAUUAGAAGAACGUAAGAGAGAACGUGAAAGAAAAAUGAUGGAGUGGACGGAAUUGUUAGAAAAAUUGCAAGAAGAGGAAGAAGAAAAGUUUUGUAUUAUGGGUCAACCGCUUCGACAUUAUUUAGUUCGAUACGUGUUUCCGACAUUGACAAAGGGUCUUAUAGAAGUUGCAAAAUUACGACCAGAAGAUCCAGUAGAUUUUCUAACAGAAUAUUUUCUAACUCUUUCGAAUGCUACACGUCGGAGGACGAGAACAGAAUGACGAUUAAACGAUCGCGACGAUCGAACGGUAUCUCGAUCGUUUGGCAAGUCGCCAAUGAUCAAACAAUUAUUUAAACAUCGCCAGAGGCUUUUCGAUAUAAUCCAUUGUCUCUGUUAAACGUCUGCUCGCUAUGGUAUCUAUCGAUUAUUUGUGUGGGAACGAUCGAAAAGAGAAAAGCCAUAAUGGAUUUCAUCAAAUAAUAGACUGUAUGUAUUUACAUGAUGGACACUGAUAUGAAACGCCACAAAAUGGAUCUCUCCAAUAUGAACGGAGAAAUAUUAUAGAAAUUGCGGAACAAACUACUUUAUCUACGAAAGGACCCUAUACCAUUUUUACGGAUGGAUCGUUCAAGACUUGUAGCGCAUAAACCAUUCAUAAGAUUUUUUUCAAAAUGACAACAACUACAAAAUAUCAAAAAAGGAUGAUUUUUUUUUGUUUAUUUGAAAUUUUUAUUAUAUAUCUGAAAAAGAAAUCAUGAUAUGUU
This is a messenger RNA of Vespa velutina, 1082 nucleotides long. RefSeq names its product adenylate kinase 7-like. The record is from RefSeq and is a predicted model, not a curated record. Bases 188 to 598 code for a protein of 136 amino acids. The transcript is spliced from 5 exons. Lineage: Eukaryota; Metazoa; Arthropoda; Insecta; Hymenoptera; Vespidae.